AGAGUGAGUUGGAGCCGGACUGGAAGAGGCUUUGUCUGAAUAGGUCACAGCUCAUGUUGUAAUGCCAGAAGAAACAGUAUCUCAACAACAGGCUGUCCACAGCCACCUGGAGAAGCCAUCAAGUACUGCGAUUCUGUGUAACACCUGUGGGAAUGUAUGCAAAGGAGAAGUUUUGCGAGUCCAGAACAAGUAUUUUCAUAUAAAGUGCUUUGUUUGCAAAGCUUGUGGCUGUGACUUGGCAGAAGGUGGUUUUUUUGUGAGGCAAGGAGAAUACAUUUGUACCUUGGACUAUCAAAGACUAUAUGGGACCCGGUGCUUCAGCUGUGAUCAUUUCAUCGAGGGUGAAGUGGUUUCAGCACUGGGGAAGACUUAUCACCCAGACUGUUUUGUGUGUGCUGUUUGUAGAUUGCCUUUUCCUCCUGGUGACCGGGUGACCUUUAAUGGAAAGGAGUGUAUCUGCCAAAAGUGUUCCCUACCCCCAACUACCAGCGGGAGCUCUUACCUGCUUCAAGGACUCCGGAAUUGCGGAGGCUGUGGAGCAGAAAUCAAAAAUGGCCAGUCUCUGGUGGCUCUAGACAAACACUGGCAUUUGGGCUGUUUUAAAUGCAAGACUUGUGGAAAGCAACUGAAUGCAGAGUAUAUUAGCAAGGAUGGUGUCCCUUACUGUGAGGCCGACUAUCAUACCAAGUUUGGCAUUAGAUGUGACAGCUGUGGAAAAUAUAUCACAGGCAGAGUAUUGGAGGCAGGAGAAAAACACUAUCAUCCUUCUUGUGCGUUAUGUGUCAGGUGCAGCCAGAUGUUUGCAGAAGGCGAGGAAAUGUAUCUUCAAGGUACAUCCAUCUGGCAUCCGGCCUGUAGACAAGCAGCCAAAACUGAAGAAAAAAACAAGGAAACAAGAACUUCCUCAGAGAGCAUCAUUUCUGUGCCUGCCUCAAAUACAUCAGGAUCUCCAAGUCGUGUGAUUUAUGCUAAGCUUGGAGAUGAAAUUCUUGACUACAGGGACUUGGCUGCCCUUCCUAAAAGCAAAGCCAUCUAUAACAUCGACCGCCCAGAUAUGAUCUCCUACUCCCCAUACAUCAGUUACUCCUCAGGUGACAGGCAUAGUUAUGGAGAGUCACCUCAGUUGCUCUCUCCAACUCCUCCAGAGGGUGACCAAGACGAUCGAUCAUACAAGCAAUACAGGACCUCCAGUCCAAGCUCCACAGGAUCAGUCAGCUACGGGCGUUACACUCCAACUUCCCGCUCCCCUCAGCAUUACAGCAGACCAGCUGGUACUCUGAGUCUUGGUACCAGUAGCUGCAUCUCCCUGCCCCAACACCCAAGCCCUACAUCUAUGUUCAGACAUCAUUACAUCCCUUACUUCAAAGGCAGUGAAAGUGGCCGGAGCACUCCCAGUUUAUCCAUGUAUUCAGACAGCAAACCUUCACCUUCUACCUAUCAGCAGGCUCCUAGACAUUUCCAUGUGCCAGACUCUGGAGUAAAAGAUAACAUCUAUAGGAAACCCCCCAUCUACAAACAGAAUGGUAGAGUCUGCUUUCCUCUUCCUUCAGUGACAAAGAAAUCAGAUGGAGAAGAUGGAAGUUUUGAUCCCGAUAAUCGGAAGCAAAAGACCAAUUGGUUGUUUCUCAAGGGUGAUAUGGACACUAGAACAAACUCACCUGACCUGGAUACACAGUCGCUAUCUCAUAGUAGCGGGACCGAACGAGACUCUCUUCAGAGAGUGCAAGGAGACUUCUAUUCACGAUUCCCAUAUACCAAAUCUGCUUCCCUCCCUGGAUAUGGAAAGAAUGGAUUCAACCGGAAUGCAAAUAUGGCCCAAUAUGAAGCAGACCAGGAUACCAGUUGGGGGAUGCGAGAAUACAAGAUCUAUCCCUAUGACAUGCUCAUUGUCACAAACCGAAUUCGAGUGAAAUUGCCCAAAGAUGUGGACAGGACCAGACUAGAGAGACACUUGUCCCCUGAAGAGUUCCAGGAAGUCUUUGGGAUGACCAUGGAAGAAUUUGAUCGCCUGGCCCUUUGGAAAAGGAAUGAAUUAAAGAAGAAGGCAUUGCUUUUCUAACCUCUCCAAGAGAAAAAAUGUGCUUGUUCAGCAAAAGAAAAACCCAACAACAACAACAAAAAAAACCCCAACCUAAAGUAGUGUUCCAGAACUAUCGUACACGCUUACUGCCCCGCACCAUUCUCCUACUUCUUUGUGUUCAUGUUGGGGGGAAGUGAUCAAAGAAAGAGUUUAGCUUAUAGAGUUUUGUAACAGAGGUCAUUCUGGAAUCUGGGGGAUCAGCCACUGACUCUUCUCCCCAGCUGGUUAAAGGAAAAAAUGAAUGAAAGAAAGCAAAUAGCCUUAAGUCACCCAUUCCUCUGUAUAACUUAAUGGGAAGGGGAUCACUAAAGGGGAGGGGGGAAGAGGAAACAUAGCUGUGACAUGGGAAAUGAUAGCUCAUUAGUUGGCUUUUGAGAAAGUGUGUUAAACUGGCAGAAGUGAGGAGGAAGCCUUGAAUGCCGCCAUAUGUAAGGAAAGACAGACAGACUUUCGAACAUCCAAGGGACUUGUGUUUUUAGUUAAGAAUCACGGCUGAAGAAAGUGAAGGGUUUCUUUUUAGGGGAAAAGACAAAUCUCCCUGAAACCAAUGGAAAGUCUUUGACAUGUUCUAUUUAGAGGUAUUGAGCUACGAUGGUUUAGAGGUAUCACAUGCACAUUCACGCACACACACACGCACAUGCACCUCUCAAUGGUAUCUUUAAUUAUUCAAGAGUUUUUAUUUUAUUAAAAAAUCUAUCGACAUGCUGGUUAUAGCAUACUAAACACUGAAAUGACCUAUAUAAAGAGCUUAAUUUCAACCUCCCGUUCUACAGAAAUCCUGAAGCCUUAUACCUCCUGGGUUCAUAGCUAUGUAGUUUCUGUCAUUUCAAUGUUGCUAACUUAUACCUAUACAUAUAUAUAUAUAUAUAAAUAUACAUAUAUAUUAUAUAUAAUUUUUCUACACUUCCUCCAGGUGAUGUGAAUGGCAUCCCCCUAUAAAAGAAUGCGAUUUGUACAUAAGUGUUCUAAAGGCACCACUCUUUCCUCCCCUUCCCUGGCUUCAUCUUGUGAGCCUAAUAAAGGUCACUUAGCCUUCUGACAGCAAAAGCUGGGGCCUGUAGGAGCUCAGCAAAUCAAUCAAUCAAUCAAUAGACUAGAAAGCCUAGCUCUCCCAGUGGACACAUUCAAAACCAAACCAAACCCAGGCCCGAUCCCCGCAUGUUUCUGGACAGACCGGAUGCCUCCAUAAUCACAGUGUACAACGGGGAGAAGGGACGUUUUGCUUUUGCAAGACAAAGCUAGAGGAACACUUCCUAGGUGCUGGAUGUGAGCACUGGGUUCUUGAUGCAAAGAAGACUAUAAAAUUGCUAAUGGUCCAUGGGAGGAAGCCUAGUGGUGGGGAGAAGGUGGAAAUGCAGUGAAUCGGGAGUUUUAUGUAAUUCUCUAAAUGUGUUAUCCAAAGUAUAUUUUCCAGUUCUCUGUUGUGGUCUGCAUUUUUCAUGUCCGGAAUGUCUGUGUUCCUAGUCUACAUUCACUCUAAAUCUUUUGGCGGUUACUUAAAGUGACUGCCUGCGAUGUGCACUGCUUCAAACUAAUUCAACAUGUCCAGGGAUGGAAGAGGCCUUGUAGUGUUCAUCUUUACCUCUUGGAAUGAGCUGGUGAGAAUGGAGAAGUCAGAAAGGAGGUCUUUUCUCCUCGGCUCAGAGCUCUGUCUGAUCCUACAGACACCUGGGAAAAUAAAGACAUUUUUGCUCAAUAAAGUAAAAA
Gracilinanus agilis (Agile Gracile Mouse Opossum) is the source of this 3787-nucleotide messenger RNA. It is a transcript of the gene ABLIM2, whose product is annotated as actin binding LIM protein family member 2. Gene Ontology annotation, biological process: lamellipodium assembly; cytoskeleton organization. Lineage: Eukaryota; Metazoa; Chordata; Mammalia; Didelphimorphia; Didelphidae. The record is from RefSeq and is a predicted model, not a curated record. The transcript is spliced from 22 exons. Bases 62 to 2059 code for a protein of 665 amino acids. Gene Ontology annotation, molecular function: actin filament binding. Gene Ontology annotation, cellular component: actin cytoskeleton.